AUGCUGGUGCUGCCGUCUCCCUGCCAGCCCCUGGCGCCUCCCCCUAUUGAGGCCAUGGAGGCCCCUCUUCCCCAGACAGGUGGGUCCCCAGAACCUGGACCUUCCUCCACCGGAUCUCCCCAGACUUCGUCCCUUCCGAGGCCCAACCACUACCUUCUCAUUGACACCCAGGGUGUUCCCUACACAGUGCUGGUGGACGAGGAGUCGCAGAGGGAGCCCGGGGAUGGUGGUGUUUCAGCCCAGAAAAAGUGCUAUAGCUGCCCGGUGUGCUCGAGGGUCUUCGAGUACAUGUCCUACCUUCAGCGACACAGCAUCACCCACUCGGAGGUGAAGCCCUUUGAGUGCGACACCUGCGGGAAGGCAUUCAAGCGGGCCAGCCACCUGGCGCGGCACCAUUCCAUUCACCGGGCCGGUGGUGGGCGGCCCCACGGCUGCCCGCUCUGUCCACGCCGCUUCCGGGAUGCUGGGGAGCUGGCCCAGCACAGCCGGGUGCACUCAGGGGAACGCCCGUUCCAGUGCCCACAUUGCCCACGCCGCUUUAUGGAUCAGAGCACGCUGCAGAAGCACACCCGGUGGAAGCAUCCAUGAGCUGCGACCGGCACCACAGGAACCAUGGGACUUGGGACUCCUGAAGCCCUCACACACCCACAUGAGCUACAGGCUUUCAGGGCCCUGGACACAAACACACACUGGUCUCUUUGGGUGAGCCCUGCCUGGAGGAGUCCUUUGUCCAUGAUGGCAAUGAGCUAGUAUUGCACGGU
Molecule: messenger RNA, 761 nt
Organism: Castor canadensis (American beaver)
Lineage: Eukaryota; Metazoa; Chordata; Mammalia; Rodentia; Castoridae
Gene: Znf581
Product: zinc finger protein 581
Biological process (GO): regulation of transcription by RNA polymerase II
Cellular component (GO): nucleus
Molecular function (GO): DNA-binding transcription factor activity, RNA polymerase II-specific
Source: RefSeq, a predicted model, not a curated record